AAUCUCUCUCCCUGUCUCAAUUUGAACCAAAAAAGAGAAAUUUGUUUACACACAUGACACUCUCCCACACAUAGGAAACUUGAAACAAAUCAAAACCACAUCCUCGUUCCUCCCUCCAUUCAUUCACCCCCUCCCAACCACCUUCAAUAGAGGCCAAUCCAAUCACUAAUCACCACCCGCCACCACCUCCUCCAUUCUUCUCUUUCUCCAAACAAAGCACAAAACAUAAACAAAAACUUUAGCCUCCAAAUUUUUGAAACCAUAUAGGCCAUAGAUGGCCGACGUCGUUUCCAAGUCCCCAACCCCAACCAGCAACCUCAUCAGCCCCAACAAGAAGGAAACAUCGAACCUUUUACUGGGUCGUUUCGAGAUUGGGAAGCUCCUCGGGCAUGGAACCUUCGCCAAGGUGUACUACGCGCGUAACAUCAAAACCGGCGAAGGCGUGGCCAUCAAGGUAAUCGACAAGGAGAAGAUCCUCAAAGGAGGUUUGGUGGCGCACAUCAAGCGUGAGAUCUCUAUCCUGCGCCGUGUUCGCCACCCUAACAUCGUUCAGCUCUUCGAAGUCAUGGCCACCAAGAGCAAGAUCUAUUUCGUAAUGGAAUACGUUCGCGGCGGCGAGCUUUUCAACAAGGUCGCCAAGGGAAGGCUCAAAGAAGAGGUCGCGAGAAAGUACUUUCAGCAAUUAAUCUCUGCUGUGGGAUUCUGCCACGCCAGAGGGGUGUACCACAGAGAUCUCAAGCCUGAAAAUUUGUUGCUUGAUGAGAAUGGCAAUCUCAAAGUCUCUGAUUUUGGAUUGAGUGCGGUGUCUGAUCAAAUCCGACAGGAUGGUCUUUUCCACACUUUUUGUGGGACACCUGCGUAUGUUGCUCCUGAGGUUUUGGCGAGGAAAGGGUACGAUGGUGCUAAGGUGGAUCUUUGGUCUUGUGGGGUGGUGUUGUUUGUGUUGAUGGCGGGGUAUUUGCCCUUUCAUGACCAGAAUGUGAUGGCAAUGUAUAAGAAGAUUUAUAGAGGGGAGUUUCGGUGUCCGAGGUGGUUUUCUCCUGAUUUGUCCAGGCUUCUCACAAGGCUUCUUGAUACCAAGCCUGAAACCCGGAUUGCGAUUCCUGAAAUUAUGGAGAAUAAGUGGUUCAAGAAAGGGUUUAAGCAGAUCAAGUUUUAUGUGGAGGAUGAUAGGCUUUGCAAUGUGGUGGAUGAUGAUGGCCUUAUGGACAAUGAUGAUGACACUGCUUCGAUUGUUUCUGUUGCUUCGUUUUCGGAUUACUCGGUUUCCGAGUCUGAUUCUGAGAUUGAGACUAGGAGGAGGAUCAAUGCUCCCUUGCCUAGACCUCCUAGUUUGAAUGCCUUUGACAUUAUAUCGUUCUCGCCGGGCUUUAAUCUUUCGGGGUUGUUUGAGGAGAAAGAGGAUGAGACAAGGUUUGUGACUGCUGCACCGGUUAACAGGAUCAUUUCCAAGCUGGAGGAGAUUGCUCAGUUGGUUAGGUUUUCGGUGAGGAAGAAGGAUUGCAGGGUGAGUUUGGAGGGUACCAGAGAGGGGGUUAGAGGGCCUUUGACUAUUGCUGCUGAGAUAUUUGAGUUGACACCUUCUUUGGUUGUGGUGGAGGUGAAGAAAAAAGGAGGGGAUAGAGCCGAGUAUGAGAGGUUUUGUAACGAUGAGUUAAAGCCUGGAUUGCAGAAUUUGAUGGUGGAGGAGUCUGCUACUUCUUCAGAGUUGUCUACACCUAUUCAACCUUCCCUACUACGUGGCCUUUCUGAACCUGUGCCGGAUAUUUCUUCUGAUAUUGAAACCCCGCUCUGUAUACCUUCUGAUGAUUGAAGACUCAGAUAUAGAGAAGAAGAGAAAAAUGGUUAAGGACUUUCUCUCUAAUCUCUGUAUCACACACACUCUUUCUUUCUCUCUCUCUCUUUUUUUUUUUAUGUUAUAGAUUGUGUAUGGAAAUUGGUAAAAAAAUUUCCACACAGGAUUGAUUGUCCUGCUUUUAGGUUUGCUUCUUGACUGGAGCGUUAGGUGCCUACUGUUUGUCUAAUUGCCAUACGAGAAAAAAGGCUAAUUGAAAUAUAGUGAAUGAGUAUGUAUUUAUUUUCUACUUUUCUUGGCUCUGUAUAGCAAGUGAUAAUAAAAAUAACAAAACGGUUUAGUGCUAAUCCAUGCGGCAUUGCACUGGCUUUGUGUUUGGCUCUA
Glycine soja is the source of this 2179-nucleotide messenger RNA. Its product is annotated as CBL-interacting serine/threonine-protein kinase 12-like. Gene Ontology annotation, molecular function: protein kinase activity; ATP binding. NCBI's taxonomy places the organism in Eukaryota, Viridiplantae, Streptophyta, Magnoliopsida, Fabales, Fabaceae. The transcript has a single exon. Gene Ontology annotation, biological process: signal transduction; protein phosphorylation. The record is from RefSeq and is a predicted model, not a curated record. The coding region runs from base 275 to 1813 and encodes 512 amino acids.